Balaenoptera acutorostrata (minke whale) is the source of this 2371-nucleotide messenger RNA. RefSeq names its product ubiquitin conjugating enzyme E2 D3 (gene UBE2D3). The transcript is spliced from 10 exons. Gene Ontology annotation, biological process: ubiquitin-dependent protein catabolic process; protein K11-linked ubiquitination. Bases 505 to 864 code for a protein of 119 amino acids. Gene Ontology annotation, cellular component: nucleus. The record is from RefSeq and is a predicted model, not a curated record. Gene Ontology annotation, molecular function: ubiquitin conjugating enzyme activity. NCBI's taxonomy places the organism in Eukaryota, Metazoa, Chordata, Mammalia, Artiodactyla, Balaenopteridae.
AGGGGGGAGGGGCGGAGCGUGGCAGCUGGCAGUAGUUCCGUCAGAGCGGACAUCUUGUGGCUGUGUCGUGCGCGUGAGCCCCGUAGGGCCGGGGAGGCACCAGCUGCCGCGCGGGGAGGAGGCCGAGGCCGCAGCUUGAGGGAGGCCCCGGCCCCUCUGCGCCUGUGUCUGGCAGAGCCGGUGUGAGACCAAGAGACAAUCCUUCCCAGCCGCCGGGAUAAUCAAGAGUUUUGGCCGGAACUUUGAACACACACCGAGAUAGUGAAGAGCCAGACGAAAAGCACAGACUAUGGCGCUGAAACGGAUUAAUAAGAUUAUCCAUAUGGAUUAUGCAUAAGUCAUGGAAGGGCUAAAUUACACUUACGUUGGAAAUAUAAGGUCAAAUGGAAUUGUGGAUACUGCUUGUUUUGCUAAGAGCAAAAUGCUUUUCUACCUGGAGAGGAACUUAGUGAUUUGGCCCGUGACCCUCCAGCACAAUGUUCUGCAGGUCCAGUUGGGGAUGAUAUGUUUCAUUGGCAAGCCACAAUUAUGGGACCUAAUGACAGCCCAUAUCAAGGCGGUGUAUUCUUUUUGACAAUUCAUUUUCCUACAGACUACCCCUUCAAACCACCUAAGGUUGCAUUUACAACAAGAAUUUAUCAUCCAAAUAUUAACAGUAAUGGCAGCAUUUGUCUCGAUAUUCUAAGAUCACAGUGGUCUCCUGCUUUAACUAUUUCUAAAGUUCUUUUAUCCAUUUGUUCACUGCUAUGUGAUCCAAACCCAGAUGACCCCCUAGUGCCAGAGAUUGCACGGAUCUAUAAAACAGACAGAGAUAAGUACAAUAGGUUAGCAAGAGAGUGGACAGAGAAAUACGCUAUGUUGUAGGGUACAACAGAAUAUCUCGGGAAUGGACUCAGAAGUAUGCCAUGUGAUGCUACCUUAAAGUCAGAAUAACCUGCAUUAUAGCUGGAAUAAACUUUAAAUUACUGUUCCUUUUUUGAUUUUCUUAUCCGGCUGCUCCCCUAUCAGACCUCAUCUUUUUUAAUUUUAUUUUUUGUUUACCUCCCUCCAUUCAUUCACAUGCUCAUCUGAGAAGACUUAAGCUCUUCCAGCUUUGGACAAUAACUGCUUUUAGAAACUGUAAAGUAGUUACAAGAGAACAGUUGCCCAAGAUUCAGAAUUUUUUAAAAAAUGGAGCAUGUGUAUUAUGUGGCCAAUGUCUUCACUCUAACUUGGUUAUGAGACUAAAACCAUUCCUCACUGCUCUAACAUGCUGAAGAAUCAUCAGAGGGGGAGGGAGAUGGAUGCUGAGUUGUCACAUCAAAGGAAGCAGCAUUAUUCUAGCAGCAUCCAUUCUUGUUUAAGCCUUCCACUGUUAGAGAUUUGAGGUUACAUGAUAUACUUUAUGCUCAUAACUGAUGUGGCUGGAGAAUUGGUAUUGAAUUUAUAGCAUCAGCAGAACAGAAAAUGUGAUGUAUUUUAUGCAUGUCAAUAAAGGAAUGACCUGUUCUUGUUCUACAGAGAAUGGAAAUUGGAAGUCAAACACCCUUUGUAUUCCAAAAUAGGGUCUCAAACAUUUUGUAAUUUUCAUUUAAAUUGUUAGGAGGCUUGGAGCUAUUAGUUAAUCUAUCUUCCAAUACACUGUUUAAUAUAGCACUGAAUAAAUGAUGCAAGUUGUCAAUGGAUGAGUGAUCAACUAAUAGCUCUGCUAGUAAUUGAUUUAUUUUUCUUCAAUAAAGUUGCAUAAACCAAUGAGUUAGCUGCCUGGAUUAAUCAGUAUGGGAAACAAUCUUUUGUAAAUGCAAGCUGUUUUUUGUAUAUACUGUUGGGAUUUGCUUCAUUGUUUGACAUCAAAUGAUGAUGUAAAGUUCUAGAGAGUGAAUAUUUUGCCAUGUUCAGUUAAAAGUGUGCAGUCUGUUACAGGUUGACACAUUGAUUGACCUGAUUUAUGCAGAAUUAAUAAGCUAUUCGGAUAGUGUAGCUUUAGUAUGCUGCACAUGAUACUGGCAGCCCAGGAGUUCAUAGAUGGACUUGGGACCCAGCAGUUUUGAAACGUGUAUAUGGAGUUUAAGAAAUUUAUUUUCCAGGUGCAACCCCCAUCUAACUAAAUUUUUUCUUCACCUUGUACACUUGACAGCUGAAAAAACCAUAACAUGGGAGUAAUAAUGGGUCAAAAUUUACAAAAUAAAGUACUGUUUUGGUGUGGGAGUUGUCAUAAGGCUAUGUUGAAGUGACUUAACUAUGUGGGAUAUUGAGUUUUUUUUUUUUUAAUGGAGUGAGUAUCCAUUAAAAUGAAUUUGUUCAGCCAUUUACAUUAAUGAGCAUUUAAAUGCAACAGAUAUCAUUUCAGGUGACUUAACAUGAAUGAAUAAAAGUCAAUGCUAUUGGAUUA